Molecule: messenger RNA, 324 nt
Organism: Gongylonema pulchrum
Lineage: Eukaryota; Metazoa; Nematoda; Chromadorea; Rhabditida; Gongylonematidae
Source: the annotation of a GenBank genome assembly
AUAAACUGGCACGAUGCAUCCGUUCAUCCGGAAAUUAUCGUUGAUAAUAGUACGAGCAAUUUUUCUGUCGCUGAUAUGACCAAUGAGGUUGUUGCAUUGGCAUCAAAAGCUGACGGAGAAACUUUGAGUGAGCUACAAGUGCAUCAUAUCAGUGCUUGGGAUUAUGGAUCACGACAGUGGAAUGUUGCACUGCCUGAGGGUUCACUGUUAACGAUGUGUGCAUUUAAUGAUAUGUUUGCCGUGGCAACUAUUCAUGGUGGUGCACAUUAUGAAGAAGAAAACGAUGAGCCACAGUUUGAAACAGGCGAAAUUCAUAUGUUCUAA